AUGAAUAAACAAUCACAAUCUUUGAAUGUGAUCAAGUUACCCUUGCUCACUCAUGGAUUUCUUAGUACUUAUACUACUUGGACCCACCAUGGUGAGGAAAUAGAGGGUGUUGAAGAUGAAGUGCUAGCCGAUGUUGAGGAAGCUGAAGCAAUCGAUGAUUUGUCUGCAGGCUUACAAGAUGCUUUUGGUGGUCCAUAUUUUGAUAUCGGUCCAACGAGUGAAUUCAUUGACAAUGAAUUCCCUCGCAAUUCUAAUGACAAGUAUGAUGCCUUGUUAGAUUCGGUUCAUAAUCCUUUGUAUGAGAAUUGUACAAAGUUUUCUGUCCUAAGUGUUGUCGUAAAGUUAAUGAAUUUAAAGGUGAUUAACAAAUGGACAGAUAAAGGCUUUGAUGACCUUUUGAAGUGUCUUAAAGAAAUGUUACCCGAUGGUAAUCAUUGCCUGAUAAGUUUUUAUCAAACGAGGAGGCUUCUAUCUGAAGUUGGCUUGGGGUACGAGCAAAUUGACGUGUGCCAAUAUGAUUGUGCAUUGUUUUAUGGUGAGAAUGCAAAUGCUACAAUGUGCCCUAUAUGCAAAUCUAGUCAUUAUGUGCGAAAUAAAAUUCCACAUAAACAACUUAGAUGGUUUCUAAUCAAGGCUCGACUGAAACGCUUGUUUAGCUCAAAGCAUACUGCCAAGGUUAUGCGAUGGCAUAAAGAGGUGCGCAAAGAUGAACCCGGUAUAUUACGUCAUCCAGCUGAUGGGGAUGCUUGGAAGCACUUUGACAAGACAUACCCUGAAUUUGCAGUGGAUUCGAGGAGUGUACGAAUGGGACUAGCGUCAGAUGGGUUUAACCCUUUCUCAAACAUGACAUCCACGUACAACUUAUGGCCUGUGAUAUUAAUUCCAUAUAACAUGCCACCUUGGGCUUCUCCGAAUGGAACAAAUUAUCUCAUGUCAUUAUUAAUACCAGGGCCUAAAUCUCCUGGAAAGGAUUAUGAUGUGUUUUUGAGACCAUUGAUUGAAGAACUUAAGGAGUUCUGGGAGGGAAUUGAGGCGUAUGAUUCAUAUGAAGGGUGUAUGUUUAAACUUCGAGCCACUAUCUUAUGGACAAUCAGUGAUUUUCCAGCUUAUGCCUACUUAUCGGGAUGGAGCACUGCUGGGAAAUUAGCAUGCCCUGUUUGUUUGGAAGAUACGAGAUCUAAAAGAAUAAGUGAGAAACAAUGUUUCAUGGGGCAUCGAUGUUAUUUGAGAAACAACCAUUCUUGGCAAAAGAGUAGAGAGUAUGAUGGGGCUACUGAGUUUUGCCCCCCACCUAGAAAUUUUACUGGUGCCGAAAUUUUAAAACAACUUGAACAAGUUCCAACUCGUACAACUGGUAAGGCCCCAGGUAAUUCUUCAAGCAAGCGUAAGCGUGGAGAGAAUGAAUUGAAUUGGUGUAAAAAAAGUAUUUUAUUUGAAUUGUCGUAUUGGUCACAACUCUUAUUGCGUCAUAAUCUUGAUGUGAUGCAUAUAGAGAAAAAUGUGUGUGAUAACAUUAUUGGAACCCUUUUAGAUAUUGAGGGUAAAUCAAAGGACACGUUGAAGGCUCGUAAAGAUUUAGAAAAUUUGAAUAUUCGCUCUGAUCUUUGGUUGAAGAAGUCAUCCAACAAUAAGAUUGAAAAACCCCAUGCAAGCUAUACUUUGACUAAAGAAGAAUGCAAGGAAUUUUGUAAAUUCAUUCGAAGUGUUAGAUUACCGGAUGGAUAUGCUUCGAAUAUAAGUCGAUGUGUAACUGAUAAUGACAAACUAGGAGGCAUGAAAAGCCAUGAUUGUCAUAUAUUACUUCAAAAAAUAUUACCAGUUGCCCUAUUACCUUUUCUGACAAAGGAAAUUCGAACAGCUUUGAUUGAGCUAUGUCAAUUCUUUCAAAAGAUUUGUGCCAAAACUAUUCUAGUUGAUGACAUAACUAAAUUGAAGGAUGGAAUUGUUAUUAUCUUGUGUAAAUUAGAGAAAAUAUUCCCUCCUUCAUUUUUUACUGUAAUGGUCCAUCUUUGUGUCCACCUACCAGAUCAAGUAUUGUUAGGUGCUCCAGUUGCUUCACGAUGGAUGUUCGGGACUGAACGUCAUAUGGGGUUGUACAAAAAGUAUGUCAGAAACAUGUCAAGACCUGAUGGUUCAAUUGCAGAAGCUUUUGUUAUUGAUGAAGCUGUAACUUUCCUGUCAAGAUAUGUUUCUAACAUAGAGAUGAGAUUCACACGUCCCGAGCGUAACUGGGAUUUUCCUUCUACAAGUCAUCAAUUUGACAUUUUAAAUUCCAAUGUUCGUCCAAUAGGCGCAUCAUCUGCGAAGUUGUUGGAUUCUUUCAGUAAAACCGUUCAAUGGUAUAUACUGAAUAAUUGUGUUGAAGUUAUUCAAGACUAUCUCGACGAGCAUAAAACAUUGUUGGAAGAAAGGGGCCUUUCUGGUGAACAAAUUCUUACUGCCCAAAUGAAAGAAUUUCCUUCUUGGUUUAAGACAAAGAUAUCUGAACUCCGAGUUCAACAAUCUUCUCUUGCAAACGAUGAUUUAUAUUCUCUAUCACAAGGUCCUUUAGAACGAUACAUGAGUUAUCAUAGUUGUAUUGUAAAUGGUGUUCGAUUUCGGUGCAAGGAUCAUGAUGAUAAUCUUUGUACACAAUGUUCUGGAGUUUGCACUGAAGGGGACCAUGACAACGAUACUAUUAUGUAUUAUGGGGUUUUGCUAGAGAUUUUACAAUUGUCAUUCCUUUUUGAUCGAAAAGUGUUCUUAUUUCGUUGCAAGUGGUAUAACUCGAAUCCUAAAGGAAACUCUAUUUAUGUGGAUCAUAAUUUGACAUUCAUUAACACAUCCACAAAUUGGUUUCUCGAUGAACCAUUCAUUUUGGCAACUCAAGCACAACAAGUUUUUUAUUUGCGUGAAAUGAAGCGUGGUUCAAAUUGGAGAAUUGUUCAAAAAGUAAAUCAUCGAUCGAUUUAUGACAUUCCAGAAAAAUCCCAUGUCGAGGAUGACUCAUUGAAUAAUGAUAUUUUCCAAGAAGACCAUUCAUUUAUGCUGCCACCUUUCCAACCAACUGAGGAUUUGAUUGAUAGUUCCUCUUUAGUACGUACUGAUGUUGCACCUCUAAGUCUUUCAAGUGAAUUUGUUCAAAUGAAUAUUGGCAGAGACGUAGAUGAACAUGAGUAUAUCGAAGUUAACGAAGAUUUUGAUGAUGGAGAUAUCUUCUUUGAUGAAGAUGUGAUAUGUUCUAGUGAUAGCGAGGCAGAAACUGACUUAGAAGAAGAAUUUGAUGAUGACAUAGAAUCUUGA
This is a messenger RNA of Humulus lupulus (European hop), 3282 nucleotides long. RefSeq lists its product as uncharacterized. The transcript is spliced from 3 exons. NCBI's taxonomy places the organism in Eukaryota, Viridiplantae, Streptophyta, Magnoliopsida, Rosales, Cannabaceae. The coding region runs from base 1 to 3282 and encodes 1093 amino acids. The record is from RefSeq and is a predicted model, not a curated record.